This is a messenger RNA of Cladophialophora carrionii CBS 160.54, 741 nucleotides long. RefSeq lists its product as uncharacterized. NCBI's taxonomy places the organism in Eukaryota, Fungi, Ascomycota, Eurotiomycetes, Chaetothyriales, Herpotrichiellaceae. The record is from RefSeq and is a predicted model, not a curated record. The coding region runs from base 1 to 741 and encodes 246 amino acids. The transcript is spliced from 2 exons.
AUGACUGGACAUUCUCGCGCCGGCGCAGUGGCCAUCGGAGGCGAUAUCAUCGAAGUUGUCUCCCCAUUCAAGGCUGACACCACGGCCGGGAGACUGCUCAAGAAGCGAGGCCAAGGCGGGUACAUGAUCAUCAUGCAGACGUUGGACGCCGCCGCGAGGAGGGAGCACAUCGAGUCCCGGGGCCUCGCCAAGGUCAUCUUCAGCCACGCGCACGACGACGUCCAGUGCGUGCAGUACCAUCCGAAAGGAAUUGCCGGCGGGAUGAUGCCCGAACUAGACUCGCAUGCACCGUCGUCGACGAACCCUACUCCCCUUGAGAGUACGUUCAGUCCGUGGCACGCUUGUGGGACCGAGUAUGAGAAGUAUUCGAGCGGGAUGAGGCGCUGCUCGCACUUGAAGCUGCUCGGCGCCACCCUCCGUCUGGCGCCAGGUCAGACGGACGUGCAAGCCGCGGCGCAACAGUGGCAGGACUACUUCGGGGUCAGGCGGGAGGGGAGUCAGUUGAUGUUCACGAAUGCAAGGUUGAGCUUCGUUCCAGGAGUCGAGGGGGAAGCGGAGGGGUUGGAGAGCAUCACUGUUGAAGUCAAAGGGAAGAAGAGGUUCGAAGGAAUGUUGGAUAUCGCGAGAAAAGAGGGUCUUUGCGGGGAUGGUUGGACGAACCUGCUGGGCGUCAAGUGGUACUUUGUGCUCAGGGAGGAUGAGAAUGAAGAUGGUCGGAGUCAAAGGGGCAGCAGACUGUGA